This is a messenger RNA of Ipomoea nil (Japanese morning glory), 1976 nucleotides long. RefSeq names its product bZIP transcription factor 16-like. Lineage: Eukaryota; Viridiplantae; Streptophyta; Magnoliopsida; Solanales; Convolvulaceae. The coding region runs from base 429 to 1613 and encodes 394 amino acids. The transcript has 13 exons. Gene Ontology annotation, molecular function: DNA-binding transcription factor activity; sequence-specific DNA binding. Gene Ontology annotation, biological process: regulation of DNA-templated transcription. The record is from RefSeq and is a predicted model, not a curated record. Gene Ontology annotation, cellular component: nucleus.
AAAAUGAGAAAAGCAUUGCAGGCAGGUGCUGGCCUGGCAGGGAGUAAGUUGAUAGAAACAGGUAGACAAAUCUGAGCCGUCGAAGAGGGUCCACGACACACAAUCAGCUAACAAGUCAUCUGCCAAUCCAACACCCACCUGGAGAUCAAACUCUGCGCCCGUCUCCGGUUCUCCCUCUCUCCGCAAUUCGCCGGAAACAGCCGCUCGCCGUCCCCACGCUCCUACCUCCAAAUCCCUAACCCUCUCUCUCCUCUCAUCGAUUCCACAAAUUUCUGCACACACGACAAACCUACACAUACCCGACUUGUUGGUUUUCAGCUGGGACUCAGAACACGGAGUGAAGCUGAACCGCCUCCCGAUUCACUCAAUCUCUUCUUCCUUCGCGGAUGGUCUGAGGAAACCUUUUAGUAUAGCGGUGCAGUUGGACCAUGGGUAGUAGUGAGAGGGAUAAAUCCCCGAAGGAAGCAAAGGAGCCAAAGACUCCUAGUUCACAGAUUCUGCAGGAACAGGCUACGACUACUGGCACGGUCAAUCCAGAGUGGCCGGGGUUUCAGGCAUUCUCUCCUGUGCCACCACAUGGGUUCUUGGCAUCAAGUCCUCAAGCACACCCUUAUAUGUGGGGAGUUCAGCAUCUCAUGCCGCCAUAUGGUACUCCACCACAUCCUUAUGUUGCAAUGUAUCCACAUGGUAGUAUUUAUGCUCAUCCAUCUAUGCCACCGGGAGCUUACCCAUUUAGUCCAUUUCCAGUGCCUUCUCCAAAUGGUAUUGCAGAGGCUUCAGUUAAUACUUCGGGCAAUGUAGAAGUGAAUAGUAAGGCAUCUGAGGGGAAGGAGAAGUUACCCAUUAAAAGAUCUAAGGGAAGCUUGGGCAGUUUGAAUAUGGUUACAGGGAAAAAUAAUGAACCUGGAAAAGCAUCUGCAAAUGGAGUAUAUUCUAAAAGUGCUGAGAGUGCAAGUGAAGGUUCAAGUGGGGGAAGUGAUGCAAACUCUCAAAAUGAAUCACAAACAAAGUCAGGAGGUGAAGCACCUCAGAAUGGUAAUGCUGCACAUGGUUCUCAGAAUGGAGAGAGUAAUGCUCAUGCAAUGAUGAACCACACUAUGGCAGUUUUGCCAAUAACAGCAGGUGGGACUGCAUCAGGUGUUCCUGGCCCCACUACAAACUUGAAUAUUGGAAUGGACUACUGGGGCUCUGCUGCUUCAUCUGCUAUUCAUGGUAUCCAAGGGAAAGUACCUUCUGCCCCAGUUGCCGGUGGAAUGGUUGCUGCUGGAUCACGGGAGGGUGUUCAACCACAACUUUGGGUUCAGAAUGAGAAGGAGCUCAAGAGGCAGAGAAGAAAGCAGUCCAACCGGGAAUCUGCCCGCCGUUCCAGGUUGCGCAAACAGGCAGAAUGCGAUGAACUGGCACAACGAGCUGAAGCUUUAAAGGAAGAAAAUGCAUCUCUUAGAUCAGAAAUAAAUCGCAUCAAGAGUGACUAUGAGCAGCUUGUUGCUCAAAAUGCAUCUCUGAAGGAAAAACUCGGUGAAGCUCCUGGGAAAGACGACCCCAGGCCGAGCAGGAAUGAACAUCUGGGCACGCAGUCAUCAGAAGCAGAGCCCUUGCAGGGUGGUCAAUGAUGUUCCGACUGCCUUAUUGCAGAUCGAUGAUUCGACCGUUUGGGUUAACUUAAUGACUUGGUAACAGAAAGUAAUUAAUUUAAUUUGCAGAUGAUAUUAGUUUAAAUUUUGCAACAGCGAGGUUUCUAGUUUUCUAGUGUAGGGUUCUGUUUGUCAAAUAUUGUCCAUUGUUUCUCAAAUGUUUUAUGGUUUGAGGAACUCGGAUGGAUGAUAUGUAGAGGUCUUAAAUCUUAAUUAUGCUGCAACCUUGUGUGUUAUAUAAGGGCGGUAUCUCUGUUAAUCUCAUGCUUAUGCUUUGUACCUAUGCACUAAUAUGGUUUUCCUGGGGACAACAAAUUAAAGUUGUACACAUUUUAAUUUUAA